Messenger RNA from Prionailurus viverrinus (fishing cat), 1497 nucleotides. It is a transcript of the gene AMDHD1, whose product is annotated as amidohydrolase domain containing 1. Gene Ontology annotation, molecular function: imidazolonepropionase activity. The record is from RefSeq and is a predicted model, not a curated record. Gene Ontology annotation, cellular component: cytoplasm. The transcript has 9 exons. NCBI's taxonomy places the organism in Eukaryota, Metazoa, Chordata, Mammalia, Carnivora, Felidae. The coding region runs from base 57 to 1337 and encodes 426 amino acids.
UAGCCUGCCGCCGCUCGAGCUCCGCGGCCACCCGGAGACCCGCGGCGCGUGGCGACAUGGCGGGCGGCCACCGCCUCCUGCUGGAGAACGCGCAGCAAGUGGUGAUGGUGUGCGCCCGCGGCGAGCGCUUCCUGGCGCGGGACGCGCUGCACAGCCUGGCCGUGCUGGAGGGCGCCAGCCUGGUGGUGGGCACGGAUGGGUUUAUAAAAGCCAUUGGUCGGGCUGAUGCUAUCCAAACACUGUUUUCUGAAGAAACGUUUGAAGAAAGAAUUGACUGUUCUGGGAAAUGCAUCUUGCCAGGUUUGGUGGAUGCACACACACAUCCAGUCUGGGCUGGUGAAAGAGUUCACGAGUUUGCAAUGAAGUUGGCAGGAGCCACGUACAUGGAAAUUCACCAGGCGGGAGGAGGCAUCAACUUCACUGUGGAGCACACGCGCCAAGCCUCGGAGGAGGAGUUAUUCUGCUCCUUUCAGCAGCGGUUGCAGUGCAUGAUGAGGGCGGGGACCACACUGGUGGAGUGCAAGAGCGGAUACGGCCUCAACCUGGAGACGGAGCUCAAGAUGCUGCGUGUGAUUGAGCGCGCUCGGCGCCAGGGGCCCAUCGGCAUCUCGGCCACUUACUGCGGGGCUCACUCAGUGCCAAAAGGAAAGACUGCUACAGAAGCUGCUGAUGAAAUCAUCAAUAACCACCUCCCAAAGCUGAAGGAGCUUGGCAGCCGUGGGGAAAUACACGUGGACAAUAUAGAUGUGUUCUGUGAGAAAGGCGUCUUUGAUCUCAAUUCCACCAGAAGGAUUCUUCAAAGUGGAAAAGAUCUAGGAUUACAGAUUAACUUUCAUGGGGAUGAACUCCAUCCUAUGAAGGCUGCUGAGCUGGGAGCUGAGCUGGGAGCUCAGGCGAUCAGUCACCUGGAAGAAGUGAGCGAUGAAGGCAUCGCUGCCAUGGCAACGGCCAGGAGCUCCGCUGUCCUCCUGCCCACCACCGCCUACAUGCUGAGACUGAAGCAACCUCGGGCUAGGAAGAUGUUAGAUGAAGGGGUAAUCGUUGCUCUGGGCAGUGAUUUCAACCCUAAUGCAUAUUGCCUUUCAAUGCCAAUGGUCAUGCAUCUGGCCUGUGUGAACAUGAGAAUGUCCAUGCCUGAGGCCUUGGCGGCUGCCACUAUCAAUGCAGCUUAUGCGCUGGGAAAAUCUCACACACAUGGAUCUCUGGAAGUUGGUAAGCAGGGAGAUCUCAUUAUCAUCAAUUCAUCCAGAUGGGAGCAUUUGAUUUACCAGUUUGGAGGCCAUCACGAAUUAAUUGAAUAUGUUAUAGCUAAAGGAAAAGUCAUCUACAAAAAAUGAAAGAUCUGAAAGGAAAGAGAAGACUCUUCGACUGUAUAAGUCAAUGCAGUUGUAGUAAAAGUUAAAAUACCAUAGUAAUUUACCAGGGUGAUGUCAGAUAUAUUUCAGUGCUUUGUUAAUCCACUUGAAAAAACCAAGAGAUAAAUUUAUUUUCUUUUAA